Daucus carota subsp. sativus is the source of this 1171-nucleotide messenger RNA. RefSeq lists its product as uncharacterized. The transcript has 4 exons. The record is from RefSeq and is a predicted model, not a curated record. Lineage: Eukaryota; Viridiplantae; Streptophyta; Magnoliopsida; Apiales; Apiaceae. Bases 96 to 881 code for a protein of 261 amino acids.
AAAAAUGCACAAUAAAUUUGUGCUGCCUCAUUUAUAAGCCUCUAUAACCUCUGUACAUAAACACCAGUACACACAUACAUCUAUUUGAUCAUAAAAUGUCGGACGACGAAGCUAAACAACGCUACCAGAACAUCGUGGUAAUGAGACACGGGGAUCGCAUAGACAACUUCGACCCAUCCUGGGCGAUAAAUGCGGAGAGAAAGUGGGACCCGCCACUAAUUGAAGCGGGCAAGACCCGGGCUUUUAAUACGGGUCGGAAACUUCGGGAGAAUCUGGGUUUUCCCAUCCACCGGAUCUUUGCUUCUCCCUUUCUUAGGUGUCUUCAAACUGCUGCUGGAGUUCUUUCGGGUCUGUGCUCAGAUUAUGGUGACCCGACCCGGAUUGAUGUUACUAACUUAAAGGUAUCAAUCGAAUAUGGUUUGUGUGAGAUGUUAAACACCACUGCCAUAAGGCCUCCAAUGGCUCCUGAAGAUCGUAACUUUACCUUUAACAUCUUAGAGUGUGAAGCUAUAUUUCCUGGUGGGACAGUUGAUCAUACUGUAAAGCCAGUGUAUCAAAAGUUGCCAACAUGGGAAGAAACAGUGGCAGCAGCUAGAGAUAGAUAUGUGGAUGUUAUUAAGGCUCUUGCUGAUAGAUACCCUUCAGAAAACUUGUUGCUCGUCACACAUGCUGAAGGAGUCGGAGUAUCAGUUUCUGCAUUUGCAAAAGAAGAUUUAACUGUAUACGAAGUUGAGUAUUGUGCAUAUUCAGAAUUACAGAGAUUUAUCUCUUUUGACAAAGACAAUACAUGUACUGCAAACAAUCUUGAGGUGGUCCUGGAUCAAGUAGUUAAAACUGGUAUUAGCUACUAUUCAGCCAGUAAACUUCCAAGUGAACCCUAAAUGCAAUUAGCUAUCCUUGAAGUUACUGUCAAAUUUGUUGUGGUGUGCAGAUCAUACUUAGAAAAUUAUCAGUUCAUACACAACCAUUUUAGAGUUGUGACCAUACUGGUUCACUUUCUGUCGAUUGAAGGUUUAGAUCAUUGUCGGAAACAAUAUUUUAUAUAAUGUGGAAGUUUCCAUAUUUGCAGGUCAUAUGUCAGAGUUCAGCUUAAUGUAUUUAAAUAUCUGAAUGAAAAAUUGUUUGACAAAUUUCUCAAUACUAAAGAUUAUGGAUGGUACUUCUUUUCUCA